AUGAGGCCGGGAAUUGGAAGCCUCUCUGUGGCCCCAACGGGCGCCGCCGGCGGCAGCUUCUUGCGGUGGAGCUCGCCGCUUCCUUACCUCUUCGGCGGUCUGGCCGCUGCGAUGGGCCUCAUAGCUGUGGCGCUGAUCAUUCUCGUGUGCUGCAACCGCAAGUCCUCCUCAGUCGUCGCCGGCCGCAGGGGCACCGCCGCCGAGGAGAAGCCAUCGCCGCCGCCGCUCGACGCUGAGCCAAGGGUUUUGGUCAUCAUGGCCGGCGACGCCGUUCCCAGCUUCCUGGCGAAAGUCAUCCCCUUGAAGAACCCGGCACCUCCGAUUUGA
Molecule: messenger RNA, 327 nt
Organism: Spirodela intermedia
Lineage: Eukaryota; Viridiplantae; Streptophyta; Magnoliopsida; Alismatales; Araceae
Source: the annotation of a GenBank genome assembly